AUGAGCGAGUUCACUUCCAAAUCUCAAUUGGCUCGUAGAUCUCCCAAGUCAAAUGAAAAGAAAGUCUCAAAAGAAAUUCUAUUGUUAAAGCCUCGUCUCUGUAGAGAAAUGGAUAAAAACGACGAAGAUAAAUUGAAGAAUACUUUUAAGGUUUCCUUGAGCCUCCGUCCUGUCAAACAAGAACUCAGAUUGAAGGAAACAUCUAAACUAAAAACUGUAACAAAGCAACUUUUAGAACGAAGACCAAUGUCCCCGAUUUCUUCUUCUUCUGGGUAUGAGUCAGAGCUUCAUGACAGUGAUUCUGAUUCAUGUGCUUCCUACUUCCAAGAGAAAUAUACAUCAGAACAAUAUUGUGAAGAGUGUUUCUCGGUUGCUGUUCAUUCACGAUUUGCUUCACAAUUACCUCUUCCCAGAACUGAUGGCGCGGGCUUAUGGUCGACUCACACAUUGUUUGAUCGAUUCGGAAGACUCUCGUGUCCACGAUUACUUGAGGCAGCCACAAUGAAUGAUCCUGAAGUCCAUCGAUAUAUUGACAAAAUAAUGGCUGAAUACUCAAUUACUAACAACUAUGGAAAGUUUUAUGGUGGCUUUUAA
Molecule: messenger RNA, 594 nt
Organism: Auanema sp. JU1783
Lineage: Eukaryota; Metazoa; Nematoda; Chromadorea; Rhabditida; Rhabditidae
Source: the annotation of a GenBank genome assembly